Molecule: messenger RNA, 2037 nt
Organism: Dermacentor silvarum
Lineage: Eukaryota; Metazoa; Arthropoda; Arachnida; Ixodida; Ixodidae
Product: gastrula zinc finger protein XlCGF57.1-like
Exons: 5
Coding region: 415-1899 (494 amino acids)
Source: RefSeq, a predicted model, not a curated record
AGGCCAAUAAAUCCAAUCCAAUCCAAGGCGGCGCCCGUGAAAGUUUCUGAGCGCGGCGACGCGCUCGCUGCGCCCGUUUGGACUGAUCAACGCCUCCUUAAAAGUUUUUUAAGCAGGCAUUGGGACAGAUGUACAUGCUUUAUAGGUGUUUUGAGGUUUUAUUGUAUUUGUGGCCUUUGUAUCGGCCGGGCAAAUGUUUCUUAUUCCCAUGUUUCUUCCCGCUGCACCACUGUGGAAGGUAGAGUUUCUCUUCUCUAAUUUGCUACCGCAACGCACGGUUGUUCCUACAAGUCUUCUGCUGGUGUUUGUUGUGCCCAUGAAGAUCUAGCCCAACUCUGCACCGUUGACAACAAAUAGUCGCAAGUGCCGAUUGCUGCUGGUUGGCUCAAUCCAGAAUUUGGCCCCACAAGUGCGAUGAACCUAGGUGAAAGUAUCGCUGCCAAAAUGGCAGUGAUACUUUCCAAGGUGAUCGGUCAGAAGGAGGUUGGCACGCAGUGCAACGUCUUGCCUCGGGCAGCCAAGUCUGUUGGGUGCUCCUUCAAAGCAGCCAGCAAGUCGGCGAGCGUGCAGACUACAGAGACUGUGGAUCAGUCAAGCUCCACCUCAGGCUCCACAAGUGCAACGAACCUUGGUGAAAGUAUCGCUGCCAAAAUGUCAGUGAUACUUUCCAAGGUGAUCGAUCAGCAGGAGGUUGGCACGCAGUGCAGCAUCUUGCCUCGGGCGGCCAAGUCUGUCGGGUGCUCCUUCAAUGCAGCCAGCAAGUCGAGUGGCGUGCAGACUACAGAGACUGUGGAUCAGUCAAGCUCCACCUCAGCAUCGAGGCCUUUUACUUCUCCAUCAACAGCCAGCGAUGACAAUUCAAAGCAGGGAUGCCUCCACCAAGAUCAUCUCUGUGACUAUGAGGCUGAUAAACUGUUUCCUCCGGAAGCACAUGCCAGGGUCCAUACUGGUGAGUGUCUGUUUAAGUGCCAUUUGUGCCCUCAGAGCUUCUCAAGAAAAGGCACCCUGAAGAGACACUUGUACGUCCACACGGGUGAGCGGCCAUUUCAAUGCCCUUCAUGCCUUCAGAGCUUCUCACGAAAAACCAACCUCAAAGACCACUUGCUCACCCACACAGGUGAGAAGCCAUUUCAGUGCCCUUCAUGCCUUAAGAGGUUCUCACGAAAUGCCUAUCUGAAAACUCACCUGCGCACCCACACCGGUGAGAAGCCAUGGCAGUGCCCUUCAUGCCCUCAACGCUUCUCGCUUAAGGUCAGCAUGAAAGAUCACCUGUGCACCCACACAGGCGUGAAGAAGCCAUAUCAAUGCCCUUCAUGCCCUCGGAGCUUCUCACAAAAGUCCCAACUCAAAAUCCACCUGCGCACCCACACAGGUGAGAAGCCGUUUCAGUGUCCUUCUUGCCCUCGGAGCUUCUCACAAACGACCCACCUAAAAGAUCACCUGCGCACCCACACAGGUGAGAAGCCAUGGCAGUGCCCUUAUUGCCCCCAAAGCUUCUCGUAUAAGUCGAGCAUGAACAACCACCUGCACAGACACAUAGGCGUGGAGAAGGCAUAUCAAUGCCCUUCAUGCCUUCGGAGCUUCUCACUAAAGUCCCAACUCAAAAUCCACCUGCGCACCCACACAGGUGACAAGCCAUGGCAGUGCCCUUCAUGCCCUCAAAGCUUCUCGCGUAAGUCCCGCAUGGAAAACCACUUGCGCACCCACACAGGCGAGAAGCCAUGGCAGUGCCCUUCUUGCCCUCAAAGAUUCAUCCAAAAGUCCGGCAUGAAAGACCACCUGCGCUGGACCCACACCGGUGAGAAGCCAUUUCAGUGCCCUUCAUGCCCUCAAAGCUUUGCGCGCAAGUCCAGCUUGAAUAGACACCUGCGAACCCACACAGACGAGAAGCCAUUUUAGUGCCCUUCAUGCCUUCGGAGCUUCUCACUAAAGACCCACCUGAUAACCUACCUGCGCGUGUGGUGAGAAGCCAUGAUGGUGCCCUUCAUGCCCUCAAUGUUUCUUGUAUAAGUCCAGCAUGAAGAAACACCUGUGAAC